Molecule: messenger RNA, 2290 nt
Organism: Magallana angulata
Lineage: Eukaryota; Metazoa; Mollusca; Bivalvia; Ostreida; Ostreidae
Exons: 4
Coding region: 13-1122 (369 amino acids)
Molecular function (GO): zinc ion binding
Source: RefSeq, a predicted model, not a curated record
UAUAAACUGAAAAUGGACGAAAGUACAGGUGAUACCUUGAAUAGUGACUGCGAGUGUCCAGCUGGAAAAGAACCCCAUGGCACCUGCAAGCACUUGGCUGCUGUGCUACUCAUGCUGCAGCAUUUUACAGAAACAGGAAGUGUUGUUAUAGACAAAAGUUGCACUGAAAAUCUGCAGCUUUUUCACAAGCCAAAAUCAACCUACCAUGGGGUCCCAGUGGAUGCAGAAAGUAUUCCAUCAAGGAAAAGGCCUUCUGAUGAGUCCUUGGAAGAUCCGCGUCCUGCAAAAUUCCGUAAAGUGCCAGGUUACCAAGAUUAUGUUAGAAGUCUACUAAUCAACUACUGUUCCAUGACGUCAGAAGAUAUUGCUCUCCGAUAUCUUUUCGGAAAGGCUUAUAUACAGGUUGCAGCUGUUGACCAUUAUUAUACUAGAAUUCCAGUGACAGAGUACUGGGUAGAUGAAGCAAACAAGGUAACUGAAGCAGGUGUUGGGAGAAUCGAAAAAGAAACUCGACAACAAGCAUCUUCGAAAUUAUGGUUUCAUCACAGAUCCUGGCGUCUGACAGCUUCAAGAUUUGGGGAAAUCUGCAAGCUUACUUCACGAAGAAAUAUCACAAAACUAUGUCAAAAUCUGAUGUCUGUUAACAAUGCUAUGCAAAACAGUGCCUUGGCACAUGGUAAAAACUAUGAGUCAAAAGCACUGAAGUCAUUUGAGUCAAGAUACAGCUGUAAAACAAGACCAGUUGGUUUAUGUAUAUCAAGAUCUAAACCAUUUUUAGGUGCAACACUAGAUGCAUUAUUGUAUGAUGAUUGUCUUGUAGAAGUUAAAUGUCCAUAUUCAGGAAGAAAUGAGAAGAUUCUUCCUGGCAAGCAUUUCAGAUUUUUAGAUUAUAAUGAGAAAAAUGAAAUUAUUUUGAAAAGGACAAGCAAUUAUUAUUAUCAAGUGCAAGGUCAACUUCACAUUUGUCAAAAAAAAUCAUGUUACUUUGUUGUGUACACAUUCAGUGACUUGUUUGUUGAGAAAAUCAAUUAUGAUGACGAAUACUGUACUGGGUCACUUGUUCCAAAACUUGAAACAUUUUACAUCAAGUUUUUCAGACCUUUCAUUGCUUCUACUCUUUGAUUUGUUAUACAAUCUGAUGAAAGAGAGAAAAUAAGGCAAAGUGCUUAGUUGAAGUACUGCAAGUGUUUCUAAAUAUGUUUACUAACAUUUCUGUCAUGUGAUGGUUGAGUUUUCAGAUAAUUUAACAUUGUUCAUGUAAAGAAAUGAAAAUCUUUGUAAAUUUACAUGGUAUGAAUACUUUAUUGUUUGGGUAUAUCAAGAAACCGUUUUUCAGAAAUGAUGAAAUUAUGAAUAAAAUACAUUAAAACUCUGUUGCGUUUAAUAUGCAUGUUUCUAAGUAUAGAAAACUAAACUUGUCAUUAAACUAUAAAUAUGAUUUGUCUGGACUUCUGUCUGAAAGUUUGUCACUUCUGUCCAUAUGAUUAUGAAGUAAUUAGUCGCACAAAAAAUAUAUUAAGCAUUUCUAUCAACAAUUGAUUUCCUAGAAUUAGAUAACGAAAAGCACACAAAAACAAUUCUUGAGCCAAGGUGCAAUUUGCUCUGUGGUAGAGGAUGUUUUAAUAUUUUAAAUCCCUUGCUGAGUCCUAUGACACGUUCUAUGUGUAUUCUCUUUGAUGCCACUCUGCGAUCACGGAUAACUUCCUGUGGAUCCAGUUGGGAUUUUCCUUUCAACAUCGUUGGGGUGUUGACAUAAACAUCUUGGGAGGCGAAGAGGUCUUGAACCAUGAUACCACGAUCCGCCAUAACACUGUCCCCCUUUUCAAACAUUUUCAAAUCUGGAUUAAGAAGCUCAGAAUUUUCAAUGAUUUGUCGGUCACUCGCUGAUCCACCAUAUGCUUUAGAGACAAAACUUACAGCACCUUUUGGUGUACAACCUAUCAUAGUCUUCAGUGUGUUCUUGUGUUUAUAAGCAGACCAUUUGAUACUCUGAGCAUUCACAUUUGAUGGUUUGUUAAUAGGAAGCUCGGUAGCAUCAAGAAUGACACGUGUGUUGGGAAACUUUCGUCCAAAAUCAGAAGGCAUAAACUUUUGAAUAAUAUUUUUUGAUGGUCAUAUGCAUAACUCUUUCAGUUGGUAAUACAUAAAGUUUAGCCAUGUAUUAAAUAUGCGCGACACAGAAGAUUCUGAAAUGCCAAAAAAUAGAGCUAACUCUACAUUUUCUUUAGCCUGUCGCAGCUUCAUGAGUACCAUGAAAAGUUGAUCUUCAGGAUCCAUAAGUGUUGUUUGA